Molecule: messenger RNA, 762 nt
Organism: Owenia fusiformis
Lineage: Eukaryota; Metazoa; Annelida; Polychaeta; Sabellida; Oweniidae
Source: the annotation of a GenBank genome assembly
CAUCAAAAUAUGGUCGUGUCACUUUUUCAUUUGCUCCAGAAUUUCCCUUAUUUACAGGCUGAAUGCACAGCCACGAUAAAUCUUGACAUGAUAAGAUAACAAAAAAUUGGAAGAAGAGACCUAAAUCCUCUGUGGGUUUUAAAUCAAGAUGCCUCAGUUAGAUAGGUGGGCAGUCCUACAGCUUAGUUUGCUCAUACUAGCCGUCCCUGCCCAGUAUAUGAUCUCUAAGUACAUGGACUCUCCGUCCACAGAGAGAAGUCAAGCUUUAAGAAAGAUCCUCAGCAGUGCACUAGAACUUCGCAAUAAAUAUUUCACCUGGAAAUCAUGGGAGAAAUGGUACAGGCAAAUAGUACAAAAUCUCAGGGCAAAAUCUCCCAGUUUUAAAGGAAAUGCUGACGAUGAAGGGGAAUCCCCUGCUAUUGAGGUCAUGAAAUACAGAGAUCCAAAAGGACACUUUGCAGAUUCACCAGAGCCUCGGAGACCAAGGCCACCAGAGGUGAAAUACAGAGUGGGACAAGUUAUCAAGCACAAGAUCUGGGGCUACAGGGGUGUUAUCAUAGGCUGGGAUCCAAAAGCUAGGGCUCCAGAAGAAUGGCUACAAGCAAACCAUCCACCAAAUAAAAAACACUGGCGUGAUAUGCCAAACUAUUCCAUAUUAGUCGAUACUCGUGACAGAAUGUCACCACAAACAACUUACGUGCCUCAAGAAAAUAUAGAAAUAGUCAGAAAUACUGCAGUUGUACAUCCAUUGUUACAUGAAUA